CAAUGUAUUGGGGAGGCGUAUGUGUAGGGUAGUCGAGGAUUGUUUAAACUAGGGAAUGGGGGGGCAGGGAGUUUAGGACAGGCCAGGUUUAGAUCUAUACAUGGAAGAACAAACAAUGGUGUAGAAACAAGAAUGCAUAGUAAUGUAAAUUCUAAGCAAACAUUUAAAUGUAGAAGGAGUAAUACAUUAAAAAUAGCUUGCCUUAAUGCUAGAAGUAUCAAAAAUAAGGUAAGUGAGUUGGAGUUAUAUGUAGCAGAGCAUAAUUAUGAUAUUAUAGCAAUAACGGAAACCUGGCUAAAUAACAAAGAUGGGGAUGAGUGUAACAUAGAGGGAUACACAUUUUUUAGGAAGGAUAGACAGAACAGAAAAGGAGGUGGGGUUGCUGUUUAUGCCAAGCAGGAUUUAAAUGUAAUUCUUCUUCAGUUGGAUGAUGAGCCCCAUCGUAGUGAGGACAUGUGGCUUCGCCUGGAAAAUAUUAGGGAAAGAGGUCUUAUUUUAGGAGUGUGUUAUAGACCACCCAAUUCAGACAGUAAUUUCAACACACAUCUUUUUAGUAAUAUCAAAAAGGCAAGUUUACAGGGAGCUAUGAUAGUCAUGGGGGACUUUAAUUAUCCAAAUAUUAACUGGGAUAACCUUACAGAUGGCGGAGUACAAGAGCAGGAGUUUUUAGAAGUAAUCAAUGACUGUUUUUUAACACAGCAUGUUAAAGCACCAACACAGGGUGAAGCCUGUCUGGAUUUAGUAUUUUGUAAUAAUCAGGAUAGAAUUGAGGGUGUAGAGGUGAUUGAACCACUAGGGUCAAGUGACCAUAAUGUAAUACAAUUCUCAGUAUUUUGUAAGAGUGCAGAUGCAAAGACUAAAAUUGUUAAGUUGAACUUUGGUAGGGCUAAUUUUGAGCAGAUGCGACAAAGUCUAAGUAGGAUACACUGGGAUAAGCUUUUAAGUGUGGAGACAGUCGAGGAGCAGUGGAACAGGUUUAAAAAUGUUUUACAUGUAAUGCAGGACAGAUACAUACCUAAAUUUGGAAUUAAUAGGAAUCUAAAAAAAACUCUAUGGUGGAUUAAUAAAGAUUUAAAAAAGAAGUUGCAAAGGAAAAAACUGCUUUAUAAGGCAUAUAACACUAAUGACUGCAAAGUGAAUUGUAGAGCGUAUGAGAACAUGAGGGCAACCAUUAAGAAGGAUAUCAGGAAGGCUAAAAGACAGUUGGAGAGGAAUAUAGCAGAUAAGGUGAAAGAAGACCCUAAAAGAUUCUUGUAGUAUUUUAGUAGUAAAAGAACAGUCAAGAAGGAGGUCAAGUGCAUCAGGAAUAGUAAAGGGGAAUUAAAAGAUACAGACAGUGAAAUAGCGGAUGCCUUAAACUUACAUUUUUCUGAGGUGUUUACAAGUGAGCAAGUGGAUAACCUCCCAGAGGUAACAGGGACUACUAAGGAGGUACUGAGGGAUUUGGAAAUUGUAGAGGGAGAAGUACUGCUCAGAUUAAAUAAGCUGAAAUCGAACAAAUCACCAGGACCAGAUAAUAUUUAUCCUCGUGUUCUUAAGGAGGCUAGUGAGUACAUAUAUAAACCCUUGCCGCAUAUUUUUAGGAAAUCACUGCGCACUGGAGAGAUUCCGAAGGACUGGAAAAUGGCAAAUGUAAUCCCAUUAUAUAAAAAGGGUGACAGGGCAGAUCCAAGCAACUAUAGGCCAGUAAGCUUAACAUGCAUCACAGGAAAAUUAAGGGAAGGAAUUAUUAAGGAUAAGAUCGAGCAACACCUGGCAAGGACAGGAGUUAUUCUAAGCAGUCAGCAUGGGUUCAGAAGAGGGAGGUCGUGUUUUACUAACAUGCUGGAAUUCUAUGAGGAGGCAACAAAAGGAUACGAUCAAAGUGGAGCUUAUGAUAUUAUUUAUCUGGACUUUCAGAAAGCAUUUGAUAAGGUGCCACAUGAGAGGUUGGGCAUCAAACUAAAAGAAGUGGGAGUUCAGGGUGAUGUUUUUAGAUGGGUGCAGAAUUGGCUCAGACAUAAGAAGCAGAGGGUGAUGGUGUGAGGAACCUCAUCAGAAUUGGCCGAUGUUAAGAGCGGUGUUCCACAGGGGUCAAUGCUAGGGCCGCUGCUAUUUCUAAU
Messenger RNA from Erpetoichthys calabaricus (reedfish), 2102 nucleotides. RefSeq lists its product as uncharacterized. Bases 133 to 1257 code for a protein of 374 amino acids. The transcript has 2 exons. The record is from RefSeq and is a predicted model, not a curated record. Gene Ontology annotation, molecular function: catalytic activity. NCBI's taxonomy places the organism in Eukaryota, Metazoa, Chordata, Cladistia, Polypteriformes, Polypteridae.